AUGGUCGAUCCGACAAAAGACGACUCGUCCGCAGGAACGCGCGACAUCCGACAGCUUCCGAGAAGAAUAGGGUCCCCUUAUGAUUCUGCCCGACCUCACACAAGUGCACAGGAAAAUGUCUCGCGUCCGUCCACCCUUCUUCCUCCAUUGACCUCGACCACGUCCUCCACUUCAGCCAGCUCGCAUUUUUACUACCAGUCCCCGCAGCACUUUUUCCAGAGGAACACCCCGCCGUACUCCUCCAGUUAUAGUGAUCUACCCCACAGUAAAGGCUACAAUUACCUGCCACAAGCUCCGCCGCGCCGAUUAAGCUCAUCUAGAACCUCGAUUUUUCAGACACAGAUAAGCCCUGUGGAAUAUGCGCCGGCCGACCCAGGAGUCGACUUGUCGAUCUUUACAGAGGAAGACGCGGUCAUCUUGCGAAAUCUUCUUCCGCUGGCAGAGAUCCAUAAAUGGAAGUUCGUUGCAACCAAACUUUCAAAAAGAAGAUCGAAAAAGCUUAAUGCUGACUUCUGCAUCAAAAAAUUCCACGAGAUGUUCGAUCUCCCAUUUAACCCGGCUCACUCCCUGUUCAAUUCCCAGUACUUUCUGAGAGCAUCAGUGGGUACGGCCCAUUCUAAAAGAAAUCUUGAGGGUCUGGUUGGCAGUUCGCUGCCGUACAUUGUCUGCAAAGACGGUUGGAACAAUGUUCACUAUGACACCUCGCACCGGGCCUCGGCAUAA
Messenger RNA from Ogataea haglerorum, 723 nucleotides. RefSeq lists its product as uncharacterized. The transcript has a single exon. Bases 1 to 723 code for a protein of 240 amino acids. Lineage: Eukaryota; Fungi; Ascomycota; Pichiomycetes; Pichiales; Pichiaceae. The record is from RefSeq and is a predicted model, not a curated record.